Messenger RNA from Rattus rattus (black rat), 1213 nucleotides. It is a transcript of the gene Hsd17b8, whose product is annotated as hydroxysteroid 17-beta dehydrogenase 8. The transcript is spliced from 7 exons. Gene Ontology annotation, biological process: estrogen biosynthetic process. The record is from RefSeq and is a predicted model, not a curated record. The coding region runs from base 82 to 903 and encodes 273 amino acids. Gene Ontology annotation, molecular function: estradiol 17-beta-dehydrogenase [NAD(P)+] activity. Lineage: Eukaryota; Metazoa; Chordata; Mammalia; Rodentia; Muridae.
UAGGGUGCCCGGCCCAUGUCAGGGAGAGCCACCCCUGGAGUCCCUGGCCCUGUUGUCUGAGUUUCAGUAACUUUGCGCCCCAUGACCUCUGACCUCGGCCCGUUUCCCCCUACCGCGGACUCUCCCAUCUCAGGUGCGGGUAGCGGCAUCGGUCGUGCGAUCAGCGUGCGCCUAGCGGCAGAGGGCGCCGCAGUGGCCGCCUGCGACCUGGACGGGGCAGCGGCACAGGACACGGUGCGGCUGCUGGGAAACCCAGGGAGCGAGGACAGGGAGCCGCGCGGGAAGCACGCUGCCUUCCAGGCGGACGUGUCCGAGGGCCCCGCAGCCAAACGCCUGCUGGAGCAAGUGCAGGCCUGCUUUUUUCGCCCGCCAUCUGUCGUUGUGUCCUGUGCGGGCAUCACACGCGAUGAGUUUCUGCUCCACAUGUCAGAAGAAGACUGGGACAGAGUCAUAGCUGUGAACCUCAAGGGCACCUUCCUAGUCACUCAGGCUGCCGCCCAGGCAUUGGUGUCCAGUGGCGGUCGUGGCUCCAUCAUCAACAUUAGUAGCAUCGUUGGAAAGGUGGGGAAUAUUGGACAAACAAAUUAUGCGUCCUCCAAAGCAGGAGUGAUUGGGCUCACCCAGACUGCAGCCCGGGAGCUUGGACGUCAUGGAAUUCGAUGUAACUCAGUCCUCCCAGGGUUCAUUGCAACGCCCAUGACCCAGAAAAUGCCAGAGAAAGUGAAGGACAAGGUAACUGCAAUGAUUCCGUUGGGACACAUGGGGGACCCUGAGGAUGUAGCAGAUGUGGUUGCGUUCCUGGCAUCAGAAGACAGUGGAUACAUCACAGGGGCCUCCGUGGAAGUCAGUGGUAUGAGGCCUUCAUGGGGAGGAGGACCAGAAAACAGAACCCGGGCUGUAUGAGAAAGUGAGGGGACCCUGCAGCCUGAAGGGCAGAGAGAUCCCUUCUUUAGACCAGGGACAGAAGUGGGUGCCUACAUCCCCACCCAUGCACCUGUCCCGAUGCUUCAACCCCUCUCAGGAGGUCUUUUCAUGUAACCGCCUGAUGGAAGCCGGACUCUGCUCACUCCCCCACCACUGCCUGGCCUCCUGCUGAUGAGGACGCUAAGUUCCCAGGCUACAAAAGAGAUGGCAGUGUGUGGCUCAGGCAUGCUGAAUAUGGAAGGCAGGGGUGCUUGUGACCCUAAUAAAUUCCAAAUCCUCUUCCCUGCCA